AUGGACAUUGAAUCGGUGAGGUGUGCUUGCUGUAGCCUCAAAGAGGACUGCACCCAGGAAUACAUAGACAAUGUCAAGGGCAACUUUGGAGGGAAAUGGCUCUGUGGCUUAUGCUCAGAGGCUGUAAGGGAUGAACUCAGUAAACACAGGAGCAGCCAGGAUGGAAUUGAAGAGGCUAUCAAGGCUCAUAUGGAAUUCUGCAGGAUGCCGCUGUCAAGCCCAGCUGUCCGGGUAGCUGAUGGCAUGAAGGAGAUGCUUAGGAGGAGGUCAGGGGAAAAGAGGAGGCCAGCAACACCAUCAAAGGCACACCAAGAAUAG
This is a messenger RNA of Miscanthus lutarioriparius, 318 nucleotides long. NCBI's taxonomy places the organism in Eukaryota, Viridiplantae, Streptophyta, Magnoliopsida, Poales, Poaceae. The record is from the annotation of a GenBank genome assembly.